Colletes gigas is the source of this 1629-nucleotide messenger RNA. RefSeq lists its product as uncharacterized. The coding region runs from base 1 to 1629 and encodes 542 amino acids. Gene Ontology annotation, molecular function: voltage-gated calcium channel activity; channel regulator activity. The record is from RefSeq and is a predicted model, not a curated record. Gene Ontology annotation, biological process: transmission of nerve impulse; neurotransmitter receptor transport, postsynaptic endosome to lysosome; positive regulation of synaptic transmission, glutamatergic. Gene Ontology annotation, cellular component: postsynaptic density membrane; AMPA glutamate receptor complex. Lineage: Eukaryota; Metazoa; Arthropoda; Insecta; Hymenoptera; Colletidae. The transcript is spliced from 6 exons.
AUGUGCUGCUCGGGUGGCCCUGGUGGCAUCAGAUUGACCAGAUGCGGCGUCGUUUGCGGCAUCGCGGCGCUCGCUGCUCUCAGCACGGCGCUGUUAGGCCCUGCUUGGCUUCACACCGAGGAAAAGUUGAAACUUCCAUACUUGCCGCGCAGUUUCGCGAACGUCGUGACCGUGCGCUUCAAGUUGGGUCUCUUCAGAGUCUGCCCGAAAAUCGUCAAGCCUGCCAACUUAACGAUCCAUAUUUCUACACCGCCCUGCACUUACGUCAGGUACAGCAGCUUGGAAGACAUCAGGCCCCAGGAGUUAGGCUUCCCUGUGCUGGAAUUCACGCCCGCCGUGGUCUCGAAAAUAAGGAUUUCCGCGCUGUUUCAAGUAGCCGCUGCCGCGUUGCUGCUCGCUGCAACGAUCUCAGCAUUGAUUGGACAUUGUUACUCGGACCAUAGAACCCUCGUCGCCUGUGGACUAUUCCUUCUCAGCGGACUCUCGUUAGGCGGUGGCCUGAUAGUUCUGGUAUCGGCAUUAUCGGACGCGUCGCUAGAGUUACCAGGAAAAUAUAGUUUGCCAUCCACGUCGAGCAUGGAGAUGGAUGACAGCGGUCUACCGGAGUAUCAGUACGGUUGGUGCCUUCAGCUGUCGGGAUUGGCUUUGAUCCUGGCGGAAGUGGCGGCUGUAUUCACAAUGUCCGGUUACAUGGCUCGAUUCUCGACCGUCGAAGAAAUGGUGAGAGUCAUGGUACCUGGCGCUGAGAGGAAGCUAAGAGAACAGAAAGGCUUGAGCUCAGAAUACCUCGUGAGGGCUCAUCAGAAGUCACCUGGACCACCUCAAGCCAGAGGGUUUGGACAACCCGCAAAAACGCCCCAGCGAGUGGUCGAAGAAGGCACGUCCCUUUUAUGCAAAUCCGCGCCCGACAUUUGUGCCUCCAAUCCGCAAGCCAUCAGCUACGUCGAUAAGGCAGAUCUGGCACACGUUUUACCGACGUAUCCGGAUUCGAAGAAUGCCGACCCACGGUACACGUUCAGUGACAAGUCGGAGGCUAGUGUUAUCGACUCGCGUUUAAGUGGCUUCGCCGAUAAAGAAGGUUUGAUAGACUCGAGGAUUCUAUCCGACUCACGGCAGAAUAUGAUCGCUUUCACCGAGAGCAAGGAGCACACUGUCGGCCAGGAGCCGCGUUACACCGAAUUCUCUCCCAGAACUACAGAACAAAAUGUGGUGGAUUCGAGGUUAAGUGGUUUCGCAGAAAAGGAAGGUCUCCUCGACUCGAGACUCAGUGGGUAUAGUGAAAAGAACGAGUCGUUGCUGGACACUCCCUUCGGUUACGACACACGAUACAACAGUUUGGCAGGUCAAACGGUGCCAAUCACUUUGAAAAACCAGAGCACGUCUGUCUCGGCGAUCCAGUCCCAGUACAUCUAUCAGAAUUUCGGAACGAUACACUCUGGCAUUUUAAGAGUCUCCGAACCUGGUACAAGUUCGAGCUCGAACUCGAGCCAGAGGAGCAUGACGCUGCAGAAUCCAAAGAGGAAGUCACAAAUCGCGCAGAACACUUUCAGCACAAUGGAAUGCGAGAAGAGGAAACGCGGACCCGGUUUGGCCGGGAAAACAGGAUUCUAUACCGGGAGCGCAGUAUGA